AAGCAAAGCAGAGGCGCUGAUCUGGAAAGGAGGAAGAGGACAGGGUUCUGGUGAAUGGUGAUGCACUGAUGGUAGUGGUGGGCCAUGAUUGCCACACGCCUGCGAUGAACCAUUCGCCGGUGCUACCAUGACUUGCGCGGGGAUCUGAUGAUUUCCAACUCCCCUACUUCCCGCUCCCUAAGUAGCCGAGCACCCACGGGAAAGUCUCGUCGAGCGCUGUUCGUGGGGGUGCCUCUGGUCGAAACCCCAGAGCCCGGGGCAGGGGACAUGGCCAGUCAAGACGCUUUGAGGGGACGCGUUCCUGUAGCAGUGCCUGUCGCGGCGGCCUCGUCGCACAGAGGUGCUGCUCCAGGCCCACACGGGCUAGUGGUGGAUGUGGACCCUGAAUUUCAACACCGCGUCGUCAAAGUAACGGACCGGUUUUCAGAGUCACUUGUACUGCUGGGCAAUGAGCCAUCACUGGGUCUGUAUCGGCUACAGGAACAUGUGCGGAGAUCCAUGCCCGUACUAGUCGACAAGAAGCGUGAGCUGGAGCAGAUCAACCAGCAAGUUCAGGGCGUGUGCUUCGAUACGGAGUAUGCAGGCAGUGUUGUGAAGGAUAUGCAUGGCAUAGCACAGUUCACCAACGUCCAAGAGCUUCUCAACAAGGCCAUCACGAUGAAACAGUCACUGAACUCGCUGGAGGGGCCACGAAAAGCGCCGGCAACGCCGAAUAUGAAGGGUGAUGUUCCUCAGGGUGUGAGUCCUGCUAUUCGGCGUUCGACGAACUACAAGCCAGUUGGCCGUGCGUCCCCGUCUGCACUGGCUGGACAAGCGUUGCAUGCCUCUGCUACCAUAAGCGGAACACCGCCGACAAAUCUUCUUCCUGGACUAUCCACAGAAGGGGCACUGAAGGCCAUGCAGCAGAAGAAACAGUCCAGCGAUCUGGACCUGCAGCCAAAGCGAUUCUGACCCUUCUUCUUGCACUCCUGGGUCAGUGUGUGUCACAGUUCCCUGUUCCGACCGGAUAUAGAAUCGCGAACGAAUAAAAUUGUUGUGAACACACCAAUGCAGCAUUUGCUCGACCAUUUAUAUCCCGUUUCCUUACCCGUCGUUUUGACUACAAUAUCUAUCGGUUUACUGAUUUGUGUUUUUUUAGUAGCAUUGACCUCCAUGCAGAGCGUUACCGUAUCAAAGAUAGCCUUGCCUCCAGCUGGUCUGGACGGCCAUACGUAUAGAAUUUCCCGUGAACCUUACUCGUAUAUCUACUCAGCCAGCAGCUGGCAUGAACUGUACUUGGGCCCUACCAUAGUCUAAUUAUUUCCAAGUUCAAUACCAUGUUUCUUCGCGGAGUUCGAUUGUCUCUGGCUGUUGUCACACAAAUUAUUGCCUUCUAUUAUAGAACCAUACGCUGUUGCAUGCCUCGUCCACCUUUCAUGCUUCAGUAGAACGUAUUCUUUCUUUUUUUGCUUUGAUGUCUGCAUGACAAUCUCUUCAUAGGCAUCAAUCUGCCUGAGAAGAACCCUUGA
Messenger RNA from Sycon ciliatum, 1508 nucleotides. RefSeq lists its product as uncharacterized. Bases 148 to 951 code for a protein of 267 amino acids. The record is from RefSeq and is a predicted model, not a curated record. Lineage: Eukaryota; Metazoa; Porifera; Calcarea; Leucosolenida; Sycettidae. The transcript has 7 exons. Gene Ontology annotation, cellular component: BORC complex.